Messenger RNA from Amaranthus tricolor (Joseph's coat), 2203 nucleotides. Its product is annotated as transcription factor RSL3-like. Lineage: Eukaryota; Viridiplantae; Streptophyta; Magnoliopsida; Caryophyllales; Amaranthaceae. The transcript is spliced from 5 exons. The record is from RefSeq and is a predicted model, not a curated record. Bases 992 to 1951 code for a protein of 319 amino acids. Gene Ontology annotation, biological process: regulation of DNA-templated transcription. Gene Ontology annotation, molecular function: protein dimerization activity; DNA-binding transcription factor activity.
GCUUUUCAUUUGUCAUUACUGUUGCUAUGAAAAUCUUAAAUUGUACGCUAAUAACGUUCUGAAAAUAGACACUACUUAGACUUUUACUUUAUCGUACAAUAAUAUAUUUUUUAAAAAUAGCGUGUUUGCCUUAUUAAACCACUAAUACCGACACUAAUGAUACUAAUCAAGUAAAAAAAAUUGAUUUUAAUGAUUAAAAGUAGACACAGGCUGGACCAUCUUACACACGACACGACCAAUGCUCAAGCCCGAUCAUGAUACACAAAUUUUCGUGUCUCAUAUAUACCACAUUUAUGGUUUCGAAAAAUGGUUUGGCCUAACAAAUGGCAUAUAGGCUCAACAAAUCAAACACUCUAUUUUCCAAAAAAAAAAAAAUUUAAAUACAAAUGGUAGUUCGGUCAAGCCUGAGCAAUUAUAGUGCCCUGAUUCCAUGCUAGUUAUUAUUUUUAUCCUGACACAACAUGGUUUGUCCUUUAUUAGACCCGCUCAAACACAAUCUACAACGGUUCAAGCACGAUUCAUGUCCAUCUGUAGUUCUGUACUAAUAAUAAAUCUAAUCAUUAAUCAAUAUAUAUUAUUCUCCUUUAUUCACCUAACAAUAUUUACUCUCCUCUUCCAUUUAUUUAACUAUCAACAUAUGCUCCUAUAGAUAGUAAUUCUUAAUGUCAAUAUUCUCCAAUUCUAUUAUCCUUUCCAUAUUAUUACAUUAUUAACUACAUAAUCUCUUAGUUGUACUUUGCCUGUUGUUAGGCCCCACAGUGGACUAUAAGAGAUUAGUUACAAAGAACAAAGACCCUAUUCAUUUUAAUCAUUGGAUAUUAUUUUUUUAUUUAUAUAAUAAAUAAACUAGUAUUCUCAAAUCUACAACAUUCCAUUCACCAUAAAAUUUGUAUAAAUAUAUCCCAUAAAGUCUUUUUUUGUCAUUAACCCUUUUUUUUCUUCCAAUUAGUUCUUCCUUGGCAUACCACAUACCCAACAAAAAAAAAAAAAGAUGGGGGCUUUUCUUGAUGGAGAAUGGGAAUCCAUAAGUAAACUCUUUACAGUUGAAGAGUCCCCUAAUCUUUAUGCUGAUUUUUUGGAAUAUUAUUCACCAGAAAGUGAGCAAGAUGAAAAUAAUCCUGCUAAUUCUUUUUCUAAAGAUAUAUUGUUCCAAGAAAAUAAAAAUUAUCCUAAUAAUAAUAGUAAUAAUAAUGAUUGUUUUCUUCCUGAUAUAUUAUCUUGCAUUGAUUUCUCUAAUUUAAAUGGAGAAAUUGAUGCCUCAUUAGGCCUUUCAUUUCCACAAAAUAAUGAUUUUCAUAAUAUUAAUAACAAUAAUGACAAUAGUAACGAUAAUAAUUCUAUGAAUGUGUUAUUAUCCAAUGUCAUUAAGUCGGCUUCAAAAAGAAAGCGCGAUUUAAGAGUUGUUGAAGAUGAUCAAGAAGAGAUGAAUAUGAUGGAAAAACCUUCUAAAAAGAAUGCUAGAGUUUCCCAAAAUGGUUUGAAGGGGAAAAGGAAGGCAAAUCAGAAAAGUGAGGAAGACAUGAAAGCAAAUGUGUAUAUAAAAGAGAGUAAUGAAAUUGCAGAUUCAAACUCAGAUGAUUCAAAUGCUGGUUGUGUUUCUGAAGAAAUGAAUGAAAAUGCAGAUUCUAAUUCUAACACAACACUUUCUCUUACCUCUACUGGUAAGAAAAGAGCUAGCAGAGGCGCUGCAACUGAUCCUCAAAGCCUCUAUGCAAGGAAGAGAAGAAUGAGAAUUAAUGAGAGAUUAAGAAUCUUACAGAGCCUUGUACCUAAUGGAACUAAGGUGGAUAUUAGUACAAUGCUUGAAGAGGCAUUUCAUUAUGUCAAGUUUUUGCAGCUUCAAAUCAGGCUAUUGAGCUCAGAUGAUCUAUGGAUGUAUGCUCCUCUUGCUUACAAUGGACUUGAUGUUGGAGCUUAUAGAAGAAUGUCUCCUUUCAUUGAUCAUCUCUAAUAUCAGCCGUUCAAUUUUUUCUUCAUAAUUAAUUAAUUAAUAUUAAUAGAUAAUUAAUGGAGGAUGAGGAAAGAACGUGAGAUUGAAAGAUACCGAAUCUUAUAAGCUAUGAAGAUAAUUAAAGGGUUAAUUAGAUUAAUGCCUAAUAAUUAACAAAAGGCACCUAAUUAAUUAAAUUGUAACACAUAGUUGAAGGAUAUUAUUCCUUCAUGUGUGCUCUUGUAUACUUCUAUAUUCCAUAUGUACUUUAAU